This is a messenger RNA of Erigeron canadensis, 907 nucleotides long. Its product is annotated as tropinone reductase homolog. The transcript is spliced from 5 exons. Gene Ontology annotation, molecular function: oxidoreductase activity. Bases 1 to 798 code for a protein of 265 amino acids. NCBI's taxonomy places the organism in Eukaryota, Viridiplantae, Streptophyta, Magnoliopsida, Asterales, Asteraceae. The record is from RefSeq and is a predicted model, not a curated record.
AUGGCAACUAGUAGAGAGCAGAGAUGGUCUCUCAAGGGCAUGACAGCUCUUGUCACUGGUGGUACUAGAGGCAUUGGGUAUGCAAUAGUAGAGGAAUUAGCAGGAUUUGGUGCAGCUGUGCACACUUGUUCUAGGAACGAAAAAGAGAUCAACGAAAGGUUGGAAGAAUGGAAAGGAAAAGGGUAUGAGGUUACUGCUUCCGUGUGUGAUUUGGCUUCGAAGGAACAAAGGGAGGACCUCAUUAAGACCGUCUCUUCUGUUUUUAAUGCUAAACUUAACAUCCUUAUAAACAAUGCCGGAUCUACGUUACUGAAGGAUGCAACAGAGCAUACAGCCGCGGAUUACGCAUUUAUAAUGGGUACUAACUUUGAAUCCCCUUACCAUUUGACUCAACUUGCACACCCGCUGCUGAAAGCAUCAGGCAACGCGAGCAUCGUUUUCAUCUCUUCUGUUGCUGGUGUCAUGGCUCUUCCUUUUCUCUCUGUUUAUGCAGCCUCUAAAGGUGCUCUUAAUCAGUUGACAAAAAACCUGGCUUGUGAGUGGGCUAAAGACAAUAUUCGCACCAAUUGUGUGGCACCAUGGGGUGUUAAAACAACAAUUCAAGACCCUGAAAAGCUUGAUGUGAAAAUUAUGGAAGCAUACGGGCCAUUGAUGGCGCGUACGCCACUCAGGCCAAUAGCAGAAGCGGAUGAAAUAUCACCGUUGGUCGCAUUUCUUUGCCUUCCUGUAGCGUCUUAUAUUACGGGACAAGUUAUUGUUGUAGACGCCGGUUAUACUGCCGGUGGUUUCAAAUGCUGAAAAACCUUGCAGUUACCUUUCUGAAAAAUUUAUUCAAUAAUGUUGAAUUUGUGCAAGUCUCAUGUGAUAUGAUAUGAUGAUUAUGCAACAUAAAACUUGCCAACGUGUA